CGCACUAGACACUCCUACAAACUCAGUUUCAGCUCAGCCUCCACACGCAACAUGUCUACCGAGCCCGCGAAGAAAGACUGGUCAGCGACUCAGUACCUCAAGUUUGGCAACGAACGCACUCGUCCCGUCUACGACCUCAUGUCACAGAUAGCCCCACACAUCACCACGCAGAAUCCACGGAUCUACGAUCUAGGCUGUGGCCCGGGGAACUCGACCAAAGUCCUUCUCGAUACCUUUCCGGGCGCCAACGUCACUGGCAUGGACUCCUCACCGGACAUGCUCUCCAAAGCAUCUGCCUCCCUCCCAGACAUCGAAUUCAUCAAAGGCGAUCUUCACACCUUCGUUCCCAAAGAAGGGGAAGAAGUGGACCUCCUCUUCAGCAACGCAGUCUUCCACUGGCUGCGCAGUCCCACACGCAUCGGGACUCUUACUCGUCUCUUCCAAACCCUUAAGUGUGGCGGCGUGCUAGCUAUCCAAGUCCCAGAUAAUCACAACGAGCACACCCACCGUUUGAUGCGGGAAGUUGCCACACAACACGACUCACCCUGGUACCCGUACUUUGCAGAUACGCGGAUCGGCAAGUUUGAAGAUAAGAGCAGACCGGAUCUAGACUCUAUAGAGCCACCCAACAUGUUUUACAAUGCUCUUGCGCCGCACGCAGCUUCGGUCAAUCUCUGGCGCACUAAGUAUCAGCACGUGCUGAAGGAUGCGGGAGCCAUUGUCGAGUGGGUGAAAGGUACGGGAUUACAGCCAUAUCUGCAGAGGAUUGAGCACGAGGAACCGAAGAAGGCGUUUUUGGAGGAGUAUGAGAAGAGGUUGGCGAAGGCAUAUCCGGAGUUGGUGGAUGGGAAGGUGCUGCUUGGAUACCCGAGGCUGUUUGUUGUCGCAGUGAGAAAGUGAGCAUUAUUGGUAUCUCUCGACAUGAGCAGCAUAGAAAAGAUCCGGUAUUGCUUUUGUGCAGGGUGAAGGCUCGCGCUUGCCCACCUGCAUUAGCGCCAAAGGCCAUCAUCAAGGCUGAUAGUCGCAGCUUCCUUACGCUUCCUACUCA
Molecule: messenger RNA, 1048 nt
Organism: Macroventuria anomochaeta
Lineage: Eukaryota; Fungi; Ascomycota; Dothideomycetes; Pleosporales; Didymellaceae
Product: S-adenosyl-L-methionine-dependent methyltransferase
Exons: 1
Coding region: 52-900 (282 amino acids)
Molecular function (GO): trans-aconitate 2-methyltransferase activity
Source: RefSeq, a predicted model, not a curated record